Molecule: messenger RNA, 765 nt
Organism: Striga hermonthica
Lineage: Eukaryota; Viridiplantae; Streptophyta; Magnoliopsida; Lamiales; Orobanchaceae
Source: the annotation of a GenBank genome assembly
AUGCGAAAAUCGAAACCCUCAAAGUCCGAUGGCGACGAACACGUUUCAUCAGAAAAUCUUCAGACAGUGUCGAACUACGAAAUGCAGAGGUUGAAGAGGAUUGAAGAUAACAAGAAAAGAAUGGAGGCUUUGGGGCUGCGCAAAAUGGCAAAUUCCUUCAUGGGAUCUGUUCAUAAAGCUCAUACAAACAAUAAAGAUAGAAAGGGGAAGCGAAAAAUCGACGACGAGGAUGACGAGUAUUAUCCAGCUCAAGACGAUGAGGGAGCAAGCUCCUCGUCCGAAGAUAAUGAAAGUGAUGAGGAGUUUUCAAUCUCUCAUAAGAAGCGGGGUGCUGUUCAAAGAACGAUUCCCAGUUCGGAUUUCGUGGAGGAUGACGAUGAAGCCUUGAUGCAGGCAGUUGCUCUUUCGCUACAAGAUACUACAAAUGUUGCAGCAAAUGACAAAAGAAAAGAAAUUCCACGCAGCCAAAAUGAUUUAGGAAAGAUGAGGAGGAAAAAGCCGAUCGGCGGUCGAGUUAAAAUGUCUGAGGAUGAAAUGCUGGUACACUUCUUUCAGUUUGAUGAAACUGGGAAAGGGGGCUUCACACUCAGGGAUGUGCAGAGACUUGCCAUGGCCCAUGAUUUUACUUGGUCAGAAAAGGAGUUAGCGGAUAUGGUACAUUGCUUUGAUUCUGAUGGAGAUGGGAAGAUAACCUAUGAUGAUUUCCGCAAGAUUGUGUGUGGAUGCAACAUGCUAAAAGGUUCUGAUGUUGGCGAAACUGGUUGA